AUGCUCCGCGCAGCCCCGCGCAGCCCGCACGGUCCGCGCAGCUCCGCACAGCCGGCAAAACCCGCGCAGCCACCGACACCGACACCCCGCGCAGCCGGAAAGAUCCGCGCAGACACCGACACCGACACCCCGCGCAGCCGGAAAGAUCCGCGCAGACACCGACACCGACACCCCGCGCAGCCGGAAAGAUCCGCACAGCCGGCAAAACCCGCGCAGCCACCGACACCGACACCCCGCGCAGCCGGAAAGAUCCGCGCAGCCGGCAAAACCCGCUCAGCCACAACACCCGCACAGCUCCGCGCAGCCACAACACCCGCACAGCUCCGCGCAGCCACAACACCCCGCUCAGCCGGCACGGUCCGCGCAGCCACCGACACCCCGCGCAGCCGGCAAGAUCCGCGCAGCCACAACACCCGCGCAGCUCCGCGCAGCCCCGCUCAGCUCCGCAUCCCCCGCGCAGCCCCGCGCAGCCCGCCCGGCUCCGCCGCGCCGCGGCCGCGGAGCCUCCGCCCGGCGCCGCCGCCUCCCACGCGGAGCCGCCGGCAGCGGCCCCGGGCAGGGCGGCACCGCCCCGCGCAGCGACACCCCCCGAGCACCGCCCCGCGCACCGCCCCGCGCACCGCCCCUGGAUCCCGCACCGCCCUCCGCACCGCCCCGCGCAGCGACACUCCCGACACGCCCCCCGCACCGCCCCUGGAUCCCGCACCCCCCGUGCCCCUGCGCGCCUCAGCGACCCCGCGCACACCCCGCCCUCCGCAGCCUCGGUCAGCUGACGGCUCUGGAAUCUCUGCAGUGACAGCAAUGCCUCCAUAUCCCACCUCCUCCAAGGUCAACUGA
Messenger RNA from Agelaius phoeniceus (red-winged blackbird), 837 nucleotides. The record is from RefSeq and is a predicted model, not a curated record. NCBI's taxonomy places the organism in Eukaryota, Metazoa, Chordata, Aves, Passeriformes, Icteridae.